Messenger RNA from Orbilia oligospora ATCC 24927, 1557 nucleotides. RefSeq lists its product as uncharacterized. The record is from RefSeq and is a predicted model, not a curated record. Gene Ontology annotation, molecular function: hydrolase activity, hydrolyzing O-glycosyl compounds. NCBI's taxonomy places the organism in Eukaryota, Fungi, Ascomycota, Orbiliomycetes, Orbiliales, Orbiliaceae. Bases 1 to 1557 code for a protein of 518 amino acids. The transcript has a single exon.
AUGAAUGUCGAGCCACCGCAGGAGGCGGUUCAUCCCGUGAUGACGACCAGACGCUUUGGUAUCCUCCUCGCAAUCUCAGCUCUCUUCGUAGCCGGUCUUGUUCCAUACCUAUUAUACAGAAAUAUCUUACAUCAAAAUUACUUCUACGCUUCCCUCGACAGUUAUCCGACCCCGAAGGAAAUUGCUUUGAAAUUACACUGUCCUGGAAGGCCGAAUAUGACAGCAAAUGGACUCGAAAAAAAGCCUCAACUGUUCAAGCUUCCUUUGAGGACUCAGGGACGCAACAUUAUAGAUUCUGCAGGUGAAAAGGUGAAGUUAAUGAGUAUCAACUGGUAUGGUGCGAGUGAUGAGGAUUUCGUCCCAGGGGGGCUGGAUGUCAAACACAGGAAUGAGAUCGCAGCUACGAUCAGAGAGAUGGGGUUCAAUAGUGUGAGACUUCCGUACUCUGACGAACUGGUUCUCACGAACCCCGACGUCCCAGAGAAAUUUUGGUCGAAAAAUCCGGAUCUUACCUCUUGGAAAAGGAAAGAGGCUGGAGGGCUGGAGGGUGAAAACGCACAGCACGCACUGGAUUCAACGAGUACUCAAGAUGUGGGCGCUGGGGACAAAGAGAACAACAGUACACUCACCGUCAAAGCCCUAGAUAUCUUCGACGCGGUAGUAAAAUCUCUUACAGACGAAGGAAUCGCCGUAAUAGUCAACAACCAUAUCACUCAAGCCCGCUGGUGCUGUGACGCAAAUCUCUGCGAUGCCACCUGGGCGAAUGACUAUCUUGGAAAAGUUUGUCGAAUCUCCCAGACCGAAGAACAGUGGAUCCAAAACUGGGAGAAGGUCAUGCGGAAUUACGUUGACAACCCACUCGUGAUUGGUGCCGAUUUGAGGAACGAAAACCGGUCUCCGCUGGGGAAAAUGCUCUGGCCAUCCUGGGCCACGGCCGCCGAAAAGGCAGCUAAUAGACUGCACGCUUUGCAACCUAACUGGCUGAUGUUUGUCGAAGGAGUCGCUUCCGCGAACUAUUUACAGGGUGUCAGAUCUCGACCUAUAAGCUUACCUAUCCCACACCGUGUUGUAUAUUCUGCGCACGUCUACGGAUGGUCCGGCUGGGGGUCCUUGCUAAAGGGACCCUAUUGGUCACGAGAUUACGCAAGCUUUGCGUACGAUAUGUACGACAACUGGGGAUUUCUUUUGGAAGAGAAUAUUGCACCUGUUUGGGUUGGGGAAUUUGGAGCACCCGAUGUGCCAAAUACUGGAGAUGUGAACUACUGGACGAACUUGAUGAAUUUUCUAGAGGAAAUGGAUGCGGACUGGGGGUAUUGGGCUAUUAAUCCGAGGAAGCCACAAGGGAAUGAGACGGAGACAUAUGCUUUGGUUCAGGAUGACUGGGUGACCCCAAAAUGCGACUACCGGCUGUAUGAUCUGGUGGUGAAGCUUGGCCUGAAGCCGUACAAUUCAACUGCACCGACAACCUCAACAUCCACCUCAACAUCACCCCCAACGAAGACCCCCGUCCAACCUUCGACAGGAAAUGGAAAACAAAUACCAAUAGGAAAUAUUUAA